Molecule: messenger RNA, 2574 nt
Organism: Medicago truncatula (barrel medic)
Lineage: Eukaryota; Viridiplantae; Streptophyta; Magnoliopsida; Fabales; Fabaceae
Exons: 5
Coding region: 1-2574 (857 amino acids)
Biological process (GO): telomere maintenance; DNA repair
Molecular function (GO): DNA helicase activity
Source: RefSeq, a predicted model, not a curated record
AUGACUGAUGGUGGUGAUGUUGAUGCUCCAGAUAAACGUGAUGUUACGGUUUCUAAGCGUCCCAUCGAUGGUUCUAAUGUCGAGAAAGAUGAUUCAUCCAAACCACUCGAGCUGAUUAAGCGGGUCCAAUUGGAUAAUCGCUAUGUCGUCCCAUACAAUCCACAUCUUCUCAUUAGAUACGGAGGUCAUGUAAAUGUGGAAUAUUGUAACAAAUUCAACUCCAUCAAGUACCUUUUCAAAUACUUGAACAAAGGCCCUGAUAAGGCAUUGAUGCAGUUGUCUGUUGACGGUGAGAAGCGUGAUAAGUCCAAGCUAGUUAAUGAAAUAAAGGAGUAUUAUGAUUGUCGUUAUGUUUCACCUUGCGAGGCUGUUUGGAGGAUAUUUGCUUUUGAUAUACACCAUAAAUGGCCUCCUGUUCUCAAACUAACGUUUCAUUUGCAUAAUGAACAAUCGGUACUAUAUGAUGAUUAUUAUGACAUCGAGGACGUGGUGAUGUAUAACGAGGAAGUGUCGACAAUGUUUCUCGCGUGGUUUGAAGCAAAUCGUCAGUAUGUAGGCGGUCGCGAUCUAACAUAUGCUGAAUUUCCAACAAGGUUUACUUAUGAGAAGAAAGAAAAACGGUGGCAGCCACAUAAAGUAGGAUAUCAAAUUGGAAGGCUUCAUUACACGCCGCCUGGUAUAGGGGAGUUGUACUACAUGAGGAUACUAUUGACCGUUCAGAAGGGUUGCAUGGGAUAUAUGUGCAUAAAAACGAUUAAUGGACAUACCUAUGACACGUGCCAGGAAACAUGCUCAGCUUUGGGAUUACUUGAUGACGACAAAGAGUUUAUAGAUGGUAUCACGGAAAAUGCUGAGUUAGGUUCGGGCGAUCAAUUGCGUUGGUUGUUUGUGCAUCUCUUAACCACUAGCACAAUGACGAGCCCUGAUGUAGUAUGUGAUGCGACAUGGCAGUUACUCUCCGAUGGUAUCUUAUUUGAACGUAGGAAGCGUCUAAAUAUUCCGGAUCUGCGUAUCGGUGACGAUGACUUGAAGAACCUGUGUUUGAUUGAAAUUGAAAUGUUGCUUCAGGAAAACGGACGGUCGCUUACUGACUUCAAAUCUAUGCCCAGGCCAAACGCAGCAGACAUGCCAACUUUCACAAACAAGAUUAUCGUUGAUGAGCUAAGUUACAACAAAGAUGAACUGAAAAAGACACACGCUGAUAUGUUACUGAUGCUGACUGAUGAACAAAGAUGUGUGCAUGACAAGAUAAUGGAGUCCGUUGGUUCUGACGACGGUGUUUUUUUUUUCUUAUAUGGUUACGGUGGUACGGGAAAAACCUUUAUACGAAAAACAUUAUCAGCUGCUGUUAGAUCGAAUGGGUUAAUUGUAUUGAAUGCUGCAUCCAGCGGUAUAUCGGCUCUUCUAUUACCAGGUGGUAGAACUGCGCACUCGACGCUGACAGUCCCUAUUGAGAUUAAUGAGGCAUCAUCGCUUAAGAUGGAAAAGGAUAGUCCUAGGGCAGACCUGAUGCGUGCUGCAAAGUUGAUAAUUUGGGAUGAGGCUCCAAUGAUGCACCGAUGGUGUUUUGAGGCAGUUGACCGAUCAUUGCGUGAUAUCAUGUCCAAGAAUGAUCCCCUAAACGCGCUUAAACCUUUUGGUGGAAUGACAGUAGUUUUAGGUGGUGAUUUUAGGCAGAUAUUGCCUAUUGUCCGAGGAGGAACGAGGCCGGAUAUUGUUGAUGCCUCAGUCAAUUCGUCAAAGAUAUGGGCUUAUUGUAAUGUGUUGAGGCUUACUGAAGAAAUUGCUAAUUUUGGCAAGUGGAUACUCUCAAUUGGAUACGGCAACGAUGCUUCGGAUGAGAAUGGUGAAAUGAAGGUAGAAAUUCCUGAAGAUUUGUUGAUAUCGGACACAACAAAUCCGUUGAUGUCACUUAUAGACUUUGUGUAUCCCGAUCUGACUGAUAACCUUGGUGACCAACUAUUUUUCCAAGAAAGGGGAAUACUCGCACUAACGCUUGAUUCAGUUGAGCAUGUUAACGAAUUUAUGAUGUCGCUGAUUCUAGGUGAAGAGAAAGAGUAUUUAAGCUCUGAUUCUGUUUGUAGAUCGGGAGAAAAUGCUGAUGUCCAAAGCGAGUGGUUCACACCGGAAUUUCUUAAUGGUAUUAAGAGCUCUGAAAUUCCAAAUCACAGGUUGAAACUAAAGGUGGGAUAUCCAGUUAUGCUGAUGAGAAACAUCGAUCAGGCCAAUGGACUGCGUAAUGGUACUAGGCUGACAAUUACACAUCUAGGGAAGAGCACGAUAGCUGCUACCGGAAUUACAGGAAAAAGGGCAGGUACUAGGGUAUUCAUUCCCAGGAUGAAUCUUAUUCCGAGUGAUCCAGGACUACCCUUCAAAUUCAGGCGCAGGAAAUUUCCAUUGACGCUUUAUUUUGCAAUGACAAUAAAUAAAAGCCAGGGUCAAUCUUUAUCUCGAGUGGGGGUUUAUCUUCCUAAGCUUGUGUUCACGCAUGGACAACUUUAUGUCGUUGUCUCUCGAGUAACUUCAAGAAAAGGUCUGAAGCUGCUUAUCCUGGAUGAAGAUAAUAAUUGCUAG